This is a messenger RNA of Oryctolagus cuniculus (rabbit), 5863 nucleotides long. It is a transcript of the gene OTUD3, whose product is annotated as OTU deubiquitinase 3. The record is from RefSeq and is a predicted model, not a curated record. Gene Ontology annotation, biological process: protein K48-linked deubiquitination; protein K11-linked deubiquitination; protein K27-linked deubiquitination. NCBI's taxonomy places the organism in Eukaryota, Metazoa, Chordata, Mammalia, Lagomorpha, Leporidae. Gene Ontology annotation, molecular function: cysteine-type deubiquitinase activity.
UCCGCGCAGGCGCGGUAGGCGCGCCGCCGUCGCCGGGCUCGUCGGCCGUGCCGCUUUGCCUCCUCGGCAUCUGAGGCGGCCGCCCGGCGUUCCUGCGGCUUUCUCUCCUGCCGCCGCGGGCCGAGGCCAUGUCCCGAAAGCAGGCGGCGAAGAGCCGGCCUGGCAGCGGCAGCCGCAAAGUGGAGGCCGAGCGCAAGCGGGACGAGCGGGCGGCGCGCCGGGCCCUGGCCAAGGAGCGACGGAACCGGCCGGAGUCCGGCGGCGGCGGCGGCUGCGAGGAGGAGUUCGCCAGCUUCGCCAACCAGCUGCAGGCCUUGGGGCUGAAGCUGCGGGAGGUGCCGGGGGACGGCAAUUGCCUGUUCAGAGCUCUUGGUGACCAGCUGGAGGGACACUCGCGAAAUCAUCUCAAGCACCGACAGGAGACAGUGGACUUCAUGGUGAGGCAGCGGGAAGACUUUGAGCCGUUUGUAGAAGAUGAUGUUCCUUUCGAGAAGCACGUGGCCAGUUUGGCAAAGGCUGGUACUUUUGCUGGCAAUGAUGCAAUCGUAGCCUUUGCAAGAAAUCAUCAGUUGAAUGUGGUGAUUCAUCAGCUUAAUGCCCCUUUGUGGCAGAUUCGUGGCACAGAUAAAAGCAACGGGAGGGAGUUACACAUCGCCUAUCGCUAUGGAGAACAUUACGACAGUGUUCGGAGGAUCAAUGACAACUCGGAAGCGCCUGCUCAUCUCCAGACAGACUUUCAGAUGCUUCAUCAGGAUGAGUCUAAUAAAAGAGAAAAGAUCAAGACAAAGGUGGUUGACUCUGAAGACGACCUGAGAGAUGAAGUGGAAGAUGCUGUCCAGAAAGUUUGUAAUGCAACUGGAUGUUCAGAUUUGAAUUUAAUAGUUCAGAGCCUGGAAGCUGAAAAUUACAAUAUUGAAUCCGCAAUACUUGCCAUGCUUCGAAUGGACCAAGGGAAAAGAAACAAUAGUGCAGAGGAGAGCCUGGAGCCUGGUGGCCGAGCGCGGACGCAGUGCGGCCCUUUAUGGGAGGAGGGUGGCAGUGGCGCCAGAGUCUGUGGAAAUCAGGGCUUCAGUGAAGGCAGGACUGGAAACACCAAGGCACGGGCCAGCCCUAGUGAAGAAGACAAGGCCAAUAAAAACCAGCUCCCGAAGGUCACAAACCGGCAGAGGAGGGAGCAGCAGCGGCAGGAGAAGAAGAAGCGGCAGGAGGAGCGGCACCGGCACAGAGCCCUGGAGAGCAGGAGCCGCCCCGGGGACGGCAGCAGGGGCGACGCGGCCGUGGGCGCGCAGGUCACCUUGGUGAAGACCUUUGCUGCUCUCAACAUCUGACUGCGGCCUCCGGGGAGGGGAGCGCUGCGAGCCGCUGGAAGGGAUGAGACCGUCGCGUUACCUAACCAGACACAGCUGGCAGGACCCACACGGACGCUCACACGUGGAGUCCGUUUCUUUCAAGUUGCCUCUUUUUUGUUCAAAGCGUAGUUUUGUUAGUGAUGUUUGUUUAUGAAUGUGCUGUGAAGCCACUCGGCCUCUGCAAUGCAGACUUAAGGUGGUGCGUGUCGGGGUGGACCGGGAGGUCAGGAAGGGCCUUUCUGUGUGUGGCUUUACUUGCCCGAAAAGUCAAGAGUUCAGUGACCCUGGGACCUUCCCUUGGACUUGGGGUGAGCUUUGCUCUAAUUGUUCCUAAAGUAGUUUGCAGUAACUGUGAGAAACUCUGAACCACGGGUUUCCUGUUUCUCUUUUGCAAACAGAUGCUAACGCGUAGGGCGGUUUAUAAGUGGUCUCCAGCUCAGGAACAUGUUUACAUUUAGUUUCUUCUAAACGAGGUUACUCGGAAAAUAGUUCAGGAAGUGUUUGCCCAAAGUAGUGUGGUGUGAGGGUUGUGGGCUGUCCUCGGGUGGAAAUUAAACGAGUACCCUUCGCUGCCUUCUUCUCGCACGUUCCUUCAGGUGGGUGCAGCUGCUGUUGGUUCAUUUGCAUUGAAGCCACAGGACAAGUGCACCUGACUGUUCGGUAGGCCUGGGCUUUGCUGGGACGUGGACAGUGCUGUUGAGUUGCUGGUACUCAGUGGUGGUCUCUGGGAAGCUGGCGUGUUUCUGCUGUGAUAAAAUUCUGGAAUUCUGAGAGUAUGUGGAGCAGAUGGCCGUUGCAAAGGGAGAAGUCAGGGACAUGUAGAGUUUUGCUUAGGAAGUCUAAAAAGUUCUUUGCUUUUUAUAGGAAAAGUCUGAAAGAAAAGAGCUAAAGGCUUUUCAGGUUUCCAUCUUAAAUAACUGCACUUUCUCCCUCACUCCCCAGACUUCAGAGAAAAUGAACUCUGACUUGACCGUCCGCAUAGCGUGCUUCAUGUUCCUGGUCUUGGGGGAGUGCAAUCCUAUCACGUGCUGCACUUGUUUCUUUUUAUUUAAGCUGUGUUUGGGGUUGCGGUGUUGGGAGAACUCUCUGGUACCGACCAGUAGUUGUCAGUGAUUAGGUGAGACCAGUAGGAGAGAGAAGGUACUUCGGCCAGGGCCUCUGAGCGACUCCACAAUUGUGAAGCAGAUUUGGGUCGGGAAGAAAUGUCAUUCCUAGAACGGAAUUAGGUGGAUGUGAAUUUUAAAACUGUGACGUAAGAGGUGGCCACCUCGGGUGAUCUUUGCCAUUUGUGAACCUCAUAUUUGGGCAAGUCAAAUAUGCUAAUUCAAAAGGUAAAUUAUUAGUUGUCUCCUUACCCCUUGUAAUGAAAUUUUAGGUGCAAUGAAAAUUCGCAGGUGAAGGGAAAGCUAUAAACAUGUUGGCACGUGGAGGCCUAGCGUUGGGCAGGCCCUGGGUUCUCAGAGUUACCUGUAUCAGCAGUUGUUUGCUUUCUUCAUUUUUAACGAUGUCUUCGUUUUUGUUUGUUCGACUUUGGAGACUUUGUGCUUGGAGAAUCAGUCGUCUGUUGGAGAUGCUCCCCGGACGUGGUGUGGGCUUCCUGGGUACUUGGCGUGUGGAAAGCUGCACAGCAUUUUCCGCUGUACCUGAGUUGGAAACGCAGGACCUGGUCUACACCACACCUGGCCAUGUGUUGCCUUUUGUCGUAAGGAAGUGGGUUCAGUGCUUCAGGCUCCGGAGAAGCCCUGGCUUUCCCCUCUGGACAGGUUCCUGGGGGCUGAGCUGCUCCGAGUGAACACACUUUCUUGCGCGCUUUGUACCGCUCGAGUGCCGACCAGAGCCUCUCAGGAGAAGCAAGAUGCGUGCCCGAAACCGCGCGGUAGGAGUCAGAAGCAGCCCAGGGCAAACCCUUUGUCAGAAGCAGUGGAACUGCUUUAUGUUUAGGUCAGUGAAGGUGGCCUCGGGCCCCAUUUGGUUCUAGAAGUUUUAGAAGCUGCUAAAAUGCGUCCCUAUUGAGAACCUGGCUUUCUAACUUACUUAGUUCUGGUAAUAGCCCUCAGUAGUUAGGGUUUGGUAACAGUGGUUUUAAAAACGAAUGAAACGGCUUUAGUGAUUUCUUUUAUUGCCAUUUCACAGCUUUCCAGUUGUCAGCGGUCUGUGUUUAGCAUUGUAGAGAUGGAGCACUGUGUCCUGUGUCAAAGGCGUCCUCUAGCUGAGGGUUUGAAUUCAGACAUCACUGCUUCGGCUCUGGGAGAUGACUCCCGGGAGCCGGCGUGGAGGCCCAGUGCGGUGCGUCCUGCGGUGACGGUGGGCACGGCGGCGACUCGCGGCAGCCCGUUAGGAACUGAGUCUGUCGAGCCCCGGUGGGACACCUUGGCAGGUAGAGAUGUGUGCUGUGUUGCGUUGUGUCUGGAGUUCGAAGUGAGGCCGGGGGAAGGGGAUGGACCGGUGUCUGGAGCUGCUUGCUGGGCUUACACACUGUACAUAAAGGUUUUGGAUUUAAAAAUGCUUUUACAGGUCAAAGUAUGAAAUAAAACUUUAGCAGUAACAGCUUUGAAUUAGAGAGAUAGAUGUAUUAAAACAACAUAGAACCACAACUUCUAAGUAGAGUCGUUACCACCAGGAGACAUUAGAAAGAUAGAAUGUGUUUGUGUAUUUAAUUUUUAUCUUUCAAAAAUACGUAGUAGCCCUUCAGGAGCCAGCUCUGGCUGUCUGUAAUUUCUUCCUUAAGCUCUGAACACACUUCCAGCCCCAUGGUGGCCGGGACGGCGGGGCCGUGGCUCUCCCUGGCGGGGCAGCCUCCCGGAGCAGCCUCACGGGGUGGCGCUGUGGCCGCAGAGCCGCCCGGGUCCUCAGCUGUGCUCCGGUGGAGACCCACACCUGCGGUGAGCUGCUCUCUCUCCAGGAGAAGCUCCAGGCUCUGGCUGAGUGCUGCUGGGGCAGCACACCUGCCAGCAGGUUCCCUCUGAAACGCCCAGCUCCUAUACCGUGGUUCACGGAGGAUGGCAUUCCUGGCACGGGCCCCACUGUGGGCGGCAGAGAAUGGCACGUUCUGAUUUCAGUGUCCGCGCAGGCGGCCUCUCCAAGUGCCGUUUGGGGCAGGCUCGUAGCUCUGCACCUUUUACCUCAAGGCUCUGCUGUCUGCACCAACACUUUGGACGCUGAGUCGGACCUGUGUUUCUGUUUUGUCAUUUUCCUCAUUCACGGUUUCAGUCGUGUCCACUUCAGGGCAGGCGUUGCACAAACCCCAGGGCCUUCCGCCGGUUGUUCCCCUGGGAGUUACUUGUGGCCCUGUCUACAAAGUGUGUUUUUUCGACUCUAAGGCAAGUGGUUCUUUUCCACUAACAUUACUUCACUGGAGGCGUAGAGAGCGCGUUUAAAUGAACGCCUGCCAUCACAUGCUGGGGACCGUCUGGACUUGUGGGAAAGUAGGGGUCAGAGUGUGUGCUUCGGUCGCCAAGUGCAGGCACCACGGGGCCAGGCCGAAACAGCCUGCCCUGUGCGUGCCUGGCCUCUCCUGUCCCAGUGGAGUUCCCUGUGGAAGCUCGGGCUCUCGGUUCCUUCUGAGCAGCUGCUUUCUAGUCUCCCUGUCCAGCUGCUGUGCUUAGGACUGCUUUGCAGCUGGAGUAAGAUGCUGAGGGUCCCCGGGGCUCUUUGCAGAGGGGCUGGUGCCAGUGUAAAGAAUGUGUGUCCACAGAAGCGCUCACUUGUGCACAGGGAGUUUAUUUUAAGGAGGGCCUACCCAUCAUGCACAGCUGCUUCUCACCAUGCCAUUCAUCUCAGAAGGUCAUGGUCACCGGACAGAACCUCUGUGGCCUGGCUCUGACCCUUUGCCUGUCAGUGUCCGCCAGGUCCCUGUUCCCAGCCCCGUCCAUGACAAUCACACGAGCUCAGCCUGUGGCUUGAUCCCGGCAGACCCCUGUGCUGGAACUGGAGCUGGCGCGAGGGAGCUCGCGUCUCCCUGCUCCCACGGGCCGCUUUCUCGGGAACGGCCCGCGGCUUCCCCUGCUACCUCCUGGCCCCUUCACCAGCACUGUGCUCAGAGAGGAAGCCGAGAGCCCGGAGUCAGACUCCGCUCUGCCCGCUCCCUUCGGGGCACAGGCUGCUGGUGCCCGCUGGCCCCCGUGGGGAGGGAGGGCGGGCGGGCGUCGGGGCAGGGCCCUCUCCGUCUCCUUGCACUGCACUUGUUCUGCUUCGGUCUGGAGCUCCGUGGGGGCGGGGUCCACAGGCUGAGCAAGUCUUGCCUUACCUGUAGAGCACGGCGGUGAGAAAUGGGGUCGUCUGUGUCCACACUCAGCUCCCCUCGGGGUUUCUUUGCACAGAUCUCGUGUUCAUCCGAACCAUUUUGUUUUUUAUUUACUAAAGUACUGUACUUGGCUAUUUGCAGUGUUUUCAAAACCAAACGUUCCUUUUUUGUGUUUUUAAUCUUUAAUACCUUGGUGCAAUAGAAGCUGCAAAGAUGUGCCACUUUAUGAAAUGGAAUUUUGUAUACCAGUAAAUUCUAGUUUAAAAACAAA